Effrenium voratum is the source of this 2601-nucleotide messenger RNA. The record is from the annotation of a GenBank genome assembly. Lineage: Eukaryota; Dinophyceae; Suessiales; Symbiodiniaceae.
UGCUUUCAGCAGAGAUUUGGCAGUAGGGAUGGAUGCCAGACCUAUUCUUUAAGCAAGUCAUCGUCAUCCAUCUUUUAGCUGCAAAUAACUAUUGGGCCAUGGCUUUGGUGAGCUGACGCAGUGGGCAUGGCAACGGGUAAGUCUCCAGUGGAGGCUGCAACGGAAGGUCUGCAGCGGCACUUUGGCCACGAAGCUCUUCGACCUUUCCAGGUACAGGCCAUUGAGGCUUGGUCGCAGGGCCAGGAUGCCAUCGUCACACUAAGCACUGGGGCUGGGAAGUCGGUGUGCUUCCAGCUGCCUCCUCUGAUUGAUGGGCGCUGCACCCUGGUGAUCUCGCCCCUGGUGUCGUUGAUGCAGGACCAAGUUCGCACGCUGCGGCAGAGGCAGAUUCCCGCGGCGCUCUUCGGCUCGGGGGCGCACGACGCGAGGCUCUCAGAUUUGGCAGGCAUGUAUCGCGUGGCGUACAUGUGCCCAGAGUUUGCCAUGAGUCGCAUUAGUGAACUUGCCCAACUUCGAGAGUCAAUCUGCCUGCUGGCUAUUGAUGAAGCUCACUGCAUUUCCUCCUGGGGUCACGAGUUCCGGCCCCAGUACAAGCAACUUGGCCAACUGCGUCAAGUGUUGGGCAAGCCUCCCACCAUGGCCAUCACUGCCACAUGCACAGCUGCAGUGAGGGAAGACAUUCGACGGUGCUUGCAGCUUAUCAAUCCCACUGAAGUGCUUGGACCAACAAACCGUCCGAACCUACAGCUUUUAAUCCGCCGCCGUACCACGCUUGAGGAUGAUUUGAAGGACACAUUUGGCCUGAACGCAUCUCGCGAUGGCAUUGACAACACUUCGAUUUCCUCGACCUCAUCAUCCAUAGUGUACGUGCCGACCAAGGCCCGCAGCGAAGAAGUCGCAAAUUGGCUCCAAAGUCAUGGAGUCAAGGCUGCGGCGUAUCAUGCCGGUCUUUCCAUGCAGGCCCGCCAGGAGAGGCACACCGCUUUUAUGCUGGAUGAGCUGCAAGUCAUUGUUGCGACAGUUGCAUUUGGCAUGGGAAUAGACAAGCCAUCUAUCCGCCGCGUCAUCCACUACGGGGGGGUGAGAUCAAUCGAGCACUAUGUUCAGCAGUGUGGCAGGGCUGGUCGGGAUGGAGAGGACGCUGAGUGCAUUGCCUUUGUCCGACCUCAGGAUUUUCAGGAGACACGUGCGCACAUUCUGCAGGACUUUUCAAGGAAUCCAGAUGAGGAAUACUGCAAACGUCUUCUAGCCUUGCAUGGUGAGCUAGUUGCCUUUCUCUCUGAUUCCAGCCAGUGCCGGCGAGUGCGACUGCUGCAGCACUUUGGUGACUUGCCUGGCUCAGUGCCACACGGCCAACCACCCAGAGGAGAGUGCAUCCUGGUAGACGGCAAACCAUGCUGCCAGUGGUGUGAUGUAUGCUUACUUGGUGCGUGCAAGCUGCAACAGCAGGAGGGCGACUUUACCAGGGAGUGCCAGGUGUUUUUGCGUUGCGUGGAUGCUUGUGGAGGCAUGACAGGGAGCACCCUACCCUGCGCGCUGGCCGCUGGUCAGAACAUCGACAGGUUGAGAGCGAAGAAGCUCCAUUUGCACAAGACUUUCGGAAGUGGAGAUUUUCGACCCUUGGCCUGGUGGAAGGCCUUCGUACCUCACCUGCUGCAGGCGGGUCUGCUUCAAGAGAGGCCAUCUUUGCUGGCUAGCGGCCGCAGCUAUGCGGCGUUGUGCCUGACUGCAGCUGGGAAGGCGGUGCUGCAAAAGGUGAGCUCCUUCAAGCUAUGCCCAGUGCCACAUGACCUAGCGGGCGCUGGUACUGCGGAUGCGUUGUCCAAGGUAAGCAAAGCUCAAGUGGAGGUUCGCUCCACAGGGCUUCCAGCUAAGAUUGAGGCAUCUCUCUCAGCUGUGGAUUGCCAAAUGCAGGAGCUUUACAGGCGUCUAUCGCACGUCAGGCAGCAGUGGAUGCGCCGUCUGAACAUCAUGGGCGAGGCCAUCAUAUCAAAUCCCAUCCUCCGAUCGCUGGCAAAGAUUCGACCAGCAUCGGUCCUUGCCGCGCAGCACUAUGUCCCUGGCCUGCCGUCGCUCAUGAACAAAGACAUUUCAGAUCUGUUGCAGGCGCUGGUCGAAGAGGUGAACAAGGCAUGCAAAGAGUUCGCCCUGCCUCAGAACGUGAACACGCAGGCCCAGAAGCGCGCGGGGGAGGACCUGGUCAGCCCCAUGAAGAAGCGCAGUGAAGUCAAUCCGCAGAAGCCGAGCUGCAGGGCGGCCAGCUUCCCAGAUGAAGGUGAUGAUUGUGCUUGUUGCUUGAUGCACCGAGCUGUUGUGGACUGGCAAGGAAGAAGGGCUUCUUCUUAACAUUGUUCUCACCAACAGGGGCAGGCUUUCCGAUCGCUUGCUGUCUUUAGCUGGCUUGGAUUGCACUGUGCUAGUCAUGCCCCUCGAGGAUUCGUUGCCACCCAGUCAGACAGUGCCUUUUGCGUCCACUCUGCAGUGCAAUGAAUCUGAAUGUCCAACUGUGGAGGCGCGCUCUGACGAAUGGUUGGCGCUGCUGGAAAUGUAGAGCCUGUCAAAUGGCUGAUGAGUUCCCCAAGCCAAGAUCCUGAUUUGGUA